GAAAUAUGGCGCUACACAUUAGUUGCCGUCGUCUUGUGUCUCGCACAUCUAUAUUUAAUUCAUCUAUUUUAGAAUCAGCUCGUAAUGUAAGUCCUAGCAAGUCACUACUUGAUAAAAGGCUGUUGACUUAUGUACAAUCACGAAGUAUUUCGCCGCCCUUGGCUUGGAGAAACGCGGUGAGCAGAAGGUCAUUCCGACGUUGUAAUGUUACCAAAGACCUCAUCAAUGGGAAAAACCAAACAGGGGACAGUUCCAGCAAUGGGAGUUUAUUAUGGGCUGCCGCCGCAGCGUUCUCCUUCUUCGGCAAGGCUGAGGAUGAGAGAGAUGAGGCGCAGAAAGCAGAAGAUGAAAUCAUUAUGCUCUUGAAAAGAGCCAAGCUCAGUAUGAUGCGGGAUGAGCUGGAGGCAGCAAAUGGCUAUUUGCAUCAGGCCAUCAGACUGGCUCAUCAGACCCACAACACACAGGCAAUCAUCUACACCUACAGCUUGAUGGCAAACCUCGCCUUUGUUCAAGGUCAGCUGACAAACGCAGAGAAGCUCUUCAAGGCAGCUAUGAGUUUCAUGCUCUCUGGAGGGAUGCCACAGGAUCACAAUGCAGUCAUCGAGAUGUCUCUGAAGCUUGCAAGCAUAUAUGCCUCAAUGAACAAGAAUGAAUUGGCAGAGCACGGGUUCCAGUUCUGCAUGGAAUCCUUGGAGGGCAAGAUUGAGAGACACAAGGAGCUCUCGGUAGAGGAGCUGCCAGAUGAGGAGAGGAAGGACACUCGGCUGCUGCUGGGACUGUGUCUGGAUGCCAGGGCGCGGUACAUGGCCGCCACCCAUCGGCUGGUCCAGGCCACAGGAGACUACCGCCGAGCACUGCAGAUAUGCGCCGAGGAGCAGGGCGAGACACACCCACAGACCCUGGUGCUGAUGAGUGACUUGGCUACCAUCCUGGACCUUCAGGGGAAGCACGAGGAGGCCCUGGGCCACGUGACCAAAGCCCUGCAGCUGGGGAAGGAGGCGGGACACCCCGACCAGCAUGUGCUACUGAGCAACAUGGCGGGCAUAGUGAUGCAUCAAGGUCAGUUGGACGAGGCCAGAAGACUGUACCUGGAGGCCAUCGCUCUGGCUCAGGCCAUGGGAGACGUGGAGGCGGUGGAGCAGAUCGAGGAAGGCCUGAAGGAGCUGACGAGCAAGAGGAAGGCCCAGGCCAAGGCCCAGGCCGAGAAGGACGGCAAACCUGACCAAGAAACGGAGAGUCAGGAAGAGGAGGAAGCAGCAACAGGCUGAUGGGAGGAGGAGGAGGAGGAGGUGUCUCUAUUGGUUUCAGACAUACUGUACCGGUGGGAAUCCACUGGUCAGAAUUCCUCAUUAUGUGUUUAAAAAAACAACCCUUUGCCUGUGCCCAACCCUGGCCACCUCGACGUGUGCCCUGUGUGCCAUUUGUGGUGUGAACAUCCAAUAAACUGCCAUUUUCCGAGUGACGUCGUCCUACGCACUGUUCACCCACCACCUGUGACUUUGCCGUGGUCUCCUGGCACCCUUUUGUGUUGUGACUCCAAAUAUUAUUUUUUCUUUUACUUUUACUUUUACUUCUUCCUUACUCCCUGUGAUCCACUUUAUGCAGUUGUUAUUAUUUUAUUUUUUACUUUUUUUGCCUGGGUUUAGUAGGCUAAUUUAUGUGACGGUGGAGGAGACUCAGGGAGACGAUCAUGCAAAAACUGCAUGUGAAGUGACAUGCUGAGGACUAAGGGUAGAAUGUCUUCGGUUUGAAGUGCUGCUUGCCUAUGGCUGAAUGAAACACAAGCAUAUAUAAAACAACAGCCAUGCCCAUCAUGGUUUUUUAAAAGUCUUUCUGGACCUACAAGGUACUGAGUUUAAUUGGCCCUGCUGCUCAUCCAAGGGCAUCAGACUGGUGGAAGGGAAAAAGCCUGAUGCUGUAAUAAGCACAAAAGAAUGCCAGACUCUUGGGAGUCCACACAGUGUUGUGUCAUGUUUUGAUGUAUGGAAGAUGUGACGGAUUAAAAAAAAAAGAACCACCUGGAUAUGGUUGUCUUCCUUUGUUCUCAUUUUGUUUUGCACACAUAUCUUUUUUAAGGGGCCAUCUAACCUGUCUAAGGGACAAAAGAUGGAAAUUAGCCCUACUACGGCUACAAUCUUGUAUAUUGUGCAUUUUGAAAAAAUGCUAUUAAUAUAUGCUGUCCCUGUGUUAAAUAAAUAAACUUUCAAACACA
Engraulis encrasicolus (European anchovy) is the source of this 2212-nucleotide messenger RNA. It is a transcript of the gene ttc19, whose product is annotated as tetratricopeptide repeat domain 19. The record is from RefSeq and is a predicted model, not a curated record. Bases 6 to 1268 code for a protein of 420 amino acids. Gene Ontology annotation, cellular component: mitochondrial inner membrane. The transcript has 10 exons. Lineage: Eukaryota; Metazoa; Chordata; Actinopteri; Clupeiformes; Engraulidae. Gene Ontology annotation, molecular function: protein binding. Gene Ontology annotation, biological process: mitochondrial respiratory chain complex III assembly.